AUGUCUAGUGAAGGUAUUUUUGGAGGGGCUAUCGAUGCCGGUGUUGAUGCAGGUAUAGAUUCACAGGUUGAUCGCCGCGCUGACGGUUUUAUGGCCAAUAUCGACAAUCGAUUUGUACCUGGUGGUGCCUCUGACACUAUGGGUGAAAUUAUUGACACUGGCGUCAACACGUUCAUGAACAGCGAAAUCAACAACGAGCUCAAUCGUUUCAUUUAG
Rotaria socialis is the source of this 216-nucleotide messenger RNA. NCBI's taxonomy places the organism in Eukaryota, Metazoa, Rotifera, Eurotatoria, Philodinida, Philodinidae. The record is from the annotation of a GenBank genome assembly.